AUGCAAAAUUCAUCUCGACUUUGCUGGAAGAUGGAUUUGUCAUUUGGAAGUGCUUCAUCGACGAUACUGGCCUUGUUAAACAUUAUAUCUGGCGUUUUAGCCGUGAGCAGUAAUCUGUUAGUUUUAAUGGCUAUUUCCAAGUUUUCUGCUUUGAGGACAGUGUCGAACUUUUUCAUUGCUUCCCUUGCUGUGGCUGAUAUAUCAGUCGGAAUGCUAAUGAAUCCAGUUUAUGCAUCCAUCUUCAUUGUAAAUGCAACGGAGAAUAAUCAUCCACUGAGAGUCACAGAGCACUGGUUGUGGCUUCAAACCACUGUAGUGUCAACUUUUACUCUAACGGCUGUAUCCAUUGAGCGCCAUAUUGCUGUUACAAAGUGCUUCCGCUAUACCGAGAUUGUUACACUUAAUCGCUGUAUUUAUGGCAUUGCAUCGAUAUGGAUUUUCUCCAUUCUGUAUGCUUCUCAAAGGUUUUUAUUUCACGGCGAUGAGGAUCUUCCAUCACUGUGGAUUUGCACAACAAUAUUGACUGUAUUUCUUCCUUUUUUUGUCAUUUCGUAUUGUUACGUUUACAUCUUCAAGGCUGCCCGAUCACAAUGCAUACGCAUAGCGGCCGAUAACAGCCUCUGCAAAGAAGUUUUGAAAAACAAGAAAGCUGCCUGUACGCUGUGCAUAGUGAUCGGUCUUUUUGCUUUGUUAUGGCUCCCGAGUCUCGCACUGUCCUUGUGGCAUAUUUCGGUCGCGGAUCCUUUGGAAAGACAGUGCAUUGACUACUUGUGGUUUUGGGCGGCAUUUCUGUCAUUCACUAGCUCGUUUUUCAAUCCGUGGAUCUAUACAAUUCGGACGAAAGAGUUCCGAAUGGCUUUUCUGAAAGUAUUACGAGUCAAAUCAAAGUCUUGA
This is a messenger RNA of Pocillopora meandrina, 894 nucleotides long. NCBI's taxonomy places the organism in Eukaryota, Metazoa, Cnidaria, Anthozoa, Scleractinia, Pocilloporidae. The record is from the annotation of a GenBank genome assembly.